Messenger RNA from Oncorhynchus nerka (sockeye salmon), 5082 nucleotides. RefSeq names its product zinc finger protein 853-like. Gene Ontology annotation, cellular component: nucleus. The transcript has 2 exons. The record is from RefSeq and is a predicted model, not a curated record. Lineage: Eukaryota; Metazoa; Chordata; Actinopteri; Salmoniformes; Salmonidae. Gene Ontology annotation, molecular function: DNA-binding transcription factor activity, RNA polymerase II-specific; RNA polymerase II transcription regulatory region sequence-specific DNA binding. Gene Ontology annotation, biological process: embryo development; regulation of transcription by RNA polymerase II. Bases 171 to 1640 code for a protein of 489 amino acids.
UGUUGCGCCUCUGGGUUUAUAGACUCUGUGGUGUAGCCUUUUUGUCUUCUACCAAACCACAAUAAGAAAUGUAAGCGUCCGCACAGUGCUUCGAAAUAAACUUAGCGAUUUCAACGCAUGCUCCGGUAUCAUCACUACUGAAUGCCCAGCUAUCUCUCUGUCGAUCGAAAAUGUAUAAACUAGAUGGGUUUCGUGUGUUUUUAAAUGAGCGUUUAACGGCGGCUGUUCUGGAGAUUUUCGGGGCAGUUGAGAAAACGGUAGUGGAGUACCAGGAGGAGAAUGAUCGGCUACGGAGACUGCUGCGGAGGACACCGGAGAUACAACUAUGUAGAAUAGACUCCCUGCAGCUCUCUGUCUCUGAAGAGGAGGUUCCCCCUGAGCAGCAGCACUGUGAGCAGGAGUGGAGCCCCAGUCUGGGACAGAAGGACCCAGAGACCAAACAGAUUAAAGAGGAACAUGAGGAAGUCAUGACCAGUCAGGAGGAAGAGCAGCUUCAAGGUCUUGAGCCUGAUAUCAUAGAGUUCAAAUUCACGCCUUCCUGUGUGAAAAGUGAAUGUGAUCAGGAGGAACCACUUCAGUCCUUGACUCUUCCCCAAACUAAGACUGAGGAAAACAGAGAGAGUGACUCUAAACCAGUGGAUCCCAAACUUUUUGUUACUGUGACCCACUUAAAAGGUCUCGACAUUCCCUGUGACCCUCCAGAUAAUCAAAACAAUGCCUCCAGCCACAGUUCAGCUGUAAGCAGCGACCCAGUAGGACUUGACAGUUGCCCACCAUUGGUUCCCAGUCCACCAUUAGAUCCCAGUCCACCAUUAGAUCCCAGUCCACCAUUGGAUCCCGGUCCACCAUUACAUCCCGGUCCACCAUUAGAUCCCAGUCCACCAUUAGAUCCCAGUUCACCAUUAGAUCCCAGUUCACCAUUAGAUCCCAGUCCACCAUUAGAUCCCAGUCCACCAUUAGAUCCCAGUUCACCAUUAGAUCCCAGUUCACCAUUAGAUCCCAGUCCACCAUUAGAUCCCAGUCCACCAUUAGAUCCCAGUCCACCAUUAGAUCCCAGUCCACCAUUAGAUCCCAGUCCACCAUUGAGGAAAUACCAUUCCAAACACAGCACCCAUUCUAAAACAACCCACAGCUGCCAUGACUGUGGGAAAAGCUUCAGUAUCAAGAAGGACCUAACCAGGCAUAAACUGACUCACACCGGAGAGAAACCAUUUAGCUGUGGUGAUUGUGGGAAAAGCUUCAGUCAGAAGGGAGACCUAGGGAGGCACAUACUGACUCAUACAGGAGAGAAACCUUUUAGUUGUGGUGACUGUGGUAAAAAAUUCAAUUGCCACUGGCUCCUAACCAGACAUAAACUGACUCACACAGGAGAGAAACCAUUUAGCUGUGGUGACUGUGGGAAAAGCUUCAAUCAGAAGGGUCACCUAAACUUUCAUAUACGGACUCACACAGGAGUGAAUCCAUUUAGCUGUGAGGACUGCGAUAAAAGCUUCAGAAACAAGGGCACCUUAGCCGAACAUAUACAGAUUCACAAAGGAGAGAAACAACAUGGCUGCUCAAUCUGUGGCAAAAGUUUCACUCAUAAAACAAAUCUUCUGAGGCAUGUGGAUAAAGUCCACAAUGGAAGAAAACAGGAAUAAAAACUGAAAGACUAAAGAAAAUGAGGACAAAGAUGUUCUGUCAGAAGAUGGGAAUAACAGGCAGGAUGUGGGCAACACACUUAGGAAAGCAAAGCAAAUCUGGAUCAUUCUUGCUUUGGGGUCCAAAUGUAUAGGUGUGUGAUCAAAUGGUACAUCGUCACAAGUCUGCUGAUCGAAGUCUGUUGAUGUUGUCACGUAAUUUACAAAAAGGAAUUCCUGGGCAUUUUUUUUAGUAAUUUCUCUCAUAAUGUCUGAUAUUAUUGAUACAUAAAAUACAAUUCCAGAAAAGGUUGCCUAAAUAAACCUACAAGAGAAAUCUCAACAGAUUUCACCUAAUGCUGCUCAUUCAUGAUAUUGAUUUAAUCUUGUAUAGAGUAAUGACAUACAGUUGACUCCCGGUGGAGAAUGGAUUCUCCCAGAUCAGCCUAAACUGUUUGUCGACAUGUAAACUCAGCAAAAAAAAAGAAACGUCCUCUGCGUUUAUUUUAAGCAAACUUAAACUCUUCCACCAAGGCACCUGCAAGUUCCUGGACAUUUCUGAGGGGGGGAAUGGCCCUAGCCCUCACCCUCCGAUCCAACAGGUCCCAGACGUGCUCAAUGGGAUUGAGAUCCGGGCUCUUCACAGGCCAUGGCAGAACACGGACAUUCCUGUCUUGCAGGAAAUCACACAUAGAACGAGCAGUAUGGCUGGUGGUAUUGUCCUGCUGGAGGGUCAUGUCAGGAUGAGCCUGCAGGAAGGGUACCACAUGAGGGAGGAGGAUGUCUUCCCUGUAACGCACAGCGUUGAGAUUGCCUGCAAUGACAACAAGCUCAGUCUGAUGAUGCUGUGACACAGCGCCCCAGACCAUGACGGACCCUCCACCUCCAAAUCAAUCCCGCUCCAGAGUACAGGCCUCGGUGUAAAGCUCAUUCCUUUGACGAUAAACGCGAAUCUGACCAUCACCCCUGGUGAGACAAAACCACUACUCAUCAGUGAAGAGCACUUUUUGCCAAUCCUGUCUGGUCCAGCGAUGGUGGGUUUGUGCCCAUAGGCGACGUUGUUGCCUGUGAGGUCUGGUGAGGACCUGCCUUACAACAGGCCUACCAGCCCUCAGUCCAGCCUCUCUCAGCCUAUUGCGGACAGUCUGAGCACUGAUGGAGGGAUUCCUGGUGUAACUCGGGCAGUUGUUGUUGCCAUCCUGUACAUGUCCCGCAGGUGUGAUGUUCGGAUGUACCGAUCCUGUGCAGGUGCUGUUACAAGUGGUCUGCCACUGCGAGGACGAUCAGCUGUCUGUCCUGUCUCCCUGUAGCGCUGUCUUAGGCGUCUCACCGUACGGACAUUGCAAUUUAUUUCCCUGGCCACAUCUGCAGUCCUCAUGCCUCCUUGCAGCAUGCCUAAGGCAUGUUCACGCAGAUGAUCACAGACCCUGGUCAUCUUUCUUUUGGUGUUUUUCAGAGUCUGUAGAAAGGCCUCUUUAGUGUCCUAAGUUUUCAUAAAUGACCUUAAUUGCCUACCGCCUGUAAACUGUUAGUGUCUUAACGACCGUUCCACAGGUGCAUGUUCAUUAAUUGUUUAUGGUUCAUUGAACAAGCAGGGAAACAGUGGUUUAAACCCUUUACAAUGAAGAUCUGUGAAGUUAUUUGGAUUUGUAAGAAUUAUCUUUGAAAGACAGGGUCCUGAAAAAGGGACGUUUCUUUUGUUGUAGCUGAGUUUAGUUAUUGUUUCCCUUUACUACUGAUCUGUAGGUUGCCUUAAUAAACCUUCAUCCAGCAGGCAGCGCUGUUUCUGGGUUCGCCACCCACUAGAAUUACGACUUUUCAAUUGUUUUUGACUAGAUCACGUAAGUAGAAUACUUCCACUAGUUGCCACAGCCAGAAGAAAAAAAAUGGCUAUAUUGUAAAAAUGUAUGUGUAACAGUAUAACUUCAGUCUGUACCCUCGCCCCGACCCAGGCGCGAACCAGGGACCCUCUGCACACAUCAACAAGUGACACCCACGAAGCAUCGUUACCCAUCGCUCCACAAAAGCCGCGGUCCUUGCAGAGCAAGGGGAACCACUACUUCAAGGUCUCUGAGCAAGUGAUGUCACCGAUUGAAACGCUAUUAGCGCGCACCACCGCUAACUAGCUAGCCAUUUCACAUCCGUUACAUAUGAAAACAAAAAAAUCUGAAAUUUAAGGUUAGGGUUAAGCAUAAUGUUAGCAGUGUGGAGCAAGGUUAGGUUUAAAAUCACAUUUAAAAAAGAUAAAAUUGUAGAAAUGGGCGGGGUCUAUGACUUUAUGGCUGUGGUAACUAGUGACGACCACCUCGACUUGAUUUUGCCUUCAUUGUGUGGAGUAAAGAAUGACAUGUUAACAACCAGGCUACGCAACUCCCAUUCCACAGAAAAUGUGUAAACUACAGUUGUUGCAUGUGUUUUUAUUACAUUUGUAUAGUAACCCCAGACAAGCACACCUGACUAAACUUGUGAACUAAUCAUAAAGCCUCUGAUGAGUUGAAUGACGAAGUUGGGUAAGCGCUGCCCCAGCGCAAUAGAGUACCACAGUAUGAGUCAUAUUAUCCAUAAAACCUAGCGGUCAAACAAGGAAAUGGUUCCAAUUGUUUUUCCAGCAUACAUUUUUCUCAUAGGGGAUUUUAGAAACACUUAAAAUAAGUGCUGUGUUUCAUGUCGAUUUACCCUGGCGUGACGUUUUGAUAAACGUGUGAAUCUCUCCAGGACAAGUUGACUUUUGGACAAUAUAUUCGGCUCUAUUUACACCCCGAAAUGAAACCCUAAUUAGCUGCUAAUGUGCCUAUCAAAAAGAACUACAAAUGCCAUGAUGAUCUGCAUGAGACUGCAGAAUCGAGGCAAAGGCAAGAAUCUCUGGAUUAACUAUCUAAUGUUAUCUAAAAUAUAGUAAUGAAUAAAUUGACUACAUUUCUUUAACUUGACAAUUAUGUGAAUUGUCCUGUGCAAGUUUUAAAUUGACACCAUACCUGUUAGUAAAGGUGUCCACUAGAGAUGACGUGCAAGAGCUUGCAGGGAUUUUCAGUCUUGAAUGAUGUCUACUUUAAUGCUAAUUAGCAUUUUCGAAUCUUAGAGUAAAUAGAGCUGAAUAUAUUGCUAAAAGUUCACUUGGCCGAGAGAGAUUUAAAACGUCACACCAGGGUAAGCCUACGCGAAACACAUCCCUUAUUUUAAGUGUUUCUAAAAAAUAAAUAAAUGGUAAAGAAAAACUAUUGGAACCGUUUUACAGUAUUAUGACACCACCACUGUAGGGCUCUAUUACUGAGUUCUCGUAAUCCGAGUCGGAGUGCACCGGUUUAUGGCCUGUGACAUGAAUGGGAAAAACCGAUGAAGGACGACCGCGCUACUCGGUCAUGUUGUCAAUAAGGCAGCAUGGUGCAUCGUGGUACAUCUAUUUUCCAUACAAUAUAUGUUCACGUUUUCAUUUGGAAGGCAAUUAAAGCAUUUUAUCAAAAUC